UUAAGCAAUAGGCUGUGUUCAGACUUCAGACAUCACUGCAAAGAGAAUUUAAUCAUUACGUUCCCAUCACUGUUCAAUUUUCAUUUGUGAUUUGAGUUUGACCUUUGAUCGUUUUCUUGUCUUUUUCGUCACUGCAUAAUUUAUAAUUUAAAUCGAUCGUAAACCGCAACUCAUCAUACACAUACAGUUUACUGUAUGAACAGUGCUGUACAGUCGGCUAACAUUAUUGCUUGUUUAUAAUGGAGAUCGAAAUAUUGAGCGUAGCCGGCUCUAAACCAAUAGGUAAAAUAAAUUUAAGCAAGACUGCUACGAUAAGAGAUGUCAAAGAAAAGAUUUACACAAAUCUCAAGAAAUCGAUGUACCCUGAUAGACAAUCAAUUAAAUUGGAAAGUAAAGGACGAUCUUUAAAAGAUGAUGCUACAUUGGAAUCGCUUAAUAUUGAGGACGGGGCGAAACUCUACCUGCACGAUCUUGGACCACAGAUAUCGUGGAAAAAUGUGUUUCUAGCUGAGUACGCCGGCCCUUUAUUUGUAUACCUGUGGGUAUACCAACGGCCAUGGAUUUUAUACGGCGAACAGACAUCUUCUCCUGGUCAAGUAGCUAGUUUUGCUGCCAUUUGUUGGUCUGUGCACUAUGCAAAGAGAAUAUUAGAAACACUAUUUGUCCACCGUUUCUCUCAUGGUACCAUGCCACUCAGAAAUUUGUUUAAGAAUUGCUCAUAUUAUUGGCUGUUCACAUUAUAUAUUGCCUAUCACAUUAACCACCCACAAUACACUGCUCCAUGCAGUUUAUGUGUAUACAUUGGACUGAUUGGAUUUACGAUUUGUGAGCUAGGCAAUUUCAGCAUCCAUUUGUUGUUAAAAAAUCUAAGACCACCUGGUACAAAAGUGAGACGCAUUCCUGUUCCCGAUGGAAAUCCAUUCUCCAUUCUGUUCAACUAUGUAUCCUGUCCAAACUACACUUACGAGUUUGGGUCAUGGGUGUUCUUCACUAUUUUGACUAAGUGUGCUCCAGCUGGAAUAUUCGCGUUGGCUGGCAUGUACCAAAUGUCGGUAUGGGCGCUCGGCAAACACCGCAACUACAAGAAGGAGUUUCCCGACUAUCCCAAACAACGCAAGGCCAUAUUACCAUUCGUUCUGUAAACAUUAUCACACUCUCCAAAGACAAUCAUUCACUACACCUAAAUAGUUAAUAUUUUUAUCUACAACCAUGCUUUAAAUCCUCUAUUAAAGACUGAAACAGUUAGCUUAUUGCCAACAUUAAAACACCCAAUGUUCUAAUAUCCAUUGCAUCAUCCAAACGAGUGUUGUAAUGUUGUACUGAAUUUCAUAACAACACUCCUAUAUUUUUUUUCGAUCCCUUCAUGUGCAAAGAGUUUCAACAGACAGCCACAUUCUUAUUGCUCGAUGCGUGGUAUCUGUAUGAAUUUCAAAAAAAUAACAUUUUCGUUUACGCGCGUUCCACACGACCAGAACGUCGCGCGCCUUUAAAAAAAUUGGUUAUUCGAAUCCCCGUCAUUUUUCUUCGAUAUUUUUAUUGUUUUGUUUACAAAAAAUGAGCGAUUCAUUUGAAACGUUGCAAAAGAACAUUAUAUUCGAGUGAAUUUUAAUUAUUGCACUAUACAAAAUGUAAAUUACUACUAAAUAUAAAAUAUAAUUGUUUCAUUAAUACUUAGUUUAUUUGUAUAUAAUCAGUAAUGAAUGAUAUUAGGUUACUACUAGGACUGGUGUUUUAAUGUUAGCAGUAAGCUAACUGUUUCAGAAUCUUUUAGAGGAUUCAUAUUCUGGGUGUAGAUAAAGUCUUGUAUGCAACUGUUGAUAAUUAGGUAUUAAAACACUCAUGUGAUACUAUUACCACAAUCCACAUUCGUGUUUUAAUACCCCUUAUUUCACAACAGUUGCAUAAAUAACUAUAUCCUCUGUGAUCCUUUCUAUGAGCUUCUGAUAUUUAGGCGUUUAUUACAAGUGCUACGUUUGUGGAUUUUACUUGCGUAAAACUUAGCCGAGUGUAAGCUUAACAUAAUCUUUGAUAAAGAUUUUAUAGUCAUUUGACAGCUGUAAAUAUGCUAAGGUAAUAAGAGCAUUGGGAGGCUCCUUUGCACAGGAUGCCGGCUAGAUUAAUGGGUACCACAACGGCGCCUAUUUCUGCCGUGAAAUAGUAGUGUGUAAACAUUACUGUUUCGGUCUGAAGGGCGCCGAAGCUAGUGAAAUUACUGGGCAAAUGAGACUUGACAUCUUGUCUCAAGGUGACGAGCGCAGCUGUAGUGCCGAAUUAUUUGGUUUUUCAAGAAUCCUGAGCUGUAAAAAUGGUAUCAAAUACCAUCAGCUGAACGUCCUGCUCGUCUCGUCCCGUAAAAAAAAGACAGCCGUAUCCAAAAGUGCAGAAGUCUGAGCAGUCUAAGUACGCUCUAGUCUAGAAUGUCUAGAAUUUGUUUAGAUCGAUCAUUUGUAUCUUGCCUCUUUUGGCGUAGUUCUAUCAACCCGAGAAUAUUGGACGCGCAACAGUGACUAAAUACCGCAGAAGGAUCCCGAAAGUAACUAUUUAAGUGUAGUGAAAUCACAUUCCAUUGUAAGAAUGUAUAAUAUAUGUACUAUAUGUCGAUACCUCAGUUCCAAAGUGAAACAACUCGGAAACAGGUUUUAUGAGAUAAUAAGACAGUUAAAUUACUACAUUUGCCAAGUAUGCCUUUUUAUCACUCGAUAAUUAAUCUUUAUUGCAAUUUUAAACGUAAUUACCAAUGAUAUUUUAAAUAAAUAUACACAUGGCAGCAGAAAAUGAAUAUUUUUUGCUUCAUAAAUA
Messenger RNA from Leptidea sinapis, 2799 nucleotides. It is a transcript of the gene Sc2, whose product is annotated as probable very-long-chain enoyl-CoA reductase art-1. Lineage: Eukaryota; Metazoa; Arthropoda; Insecta; Lepidoptera; Pieridae. The transcript is spliced from 5 exons. Gene Ontology annotation, molecular function: protein binding; oxidoreductase activity, acting on the CH-CH group of donors. The record is from RefSeq and is a predicted model, not a curated record. Bases 240 to 1142 code for a protein of 300 amino acids. Gene Ontology annotation, biological process: very long-chain fatty acid biosynthetic process.